Messenger RNA from Chinchilla lanigera (long-tailed chinchilla), 1814 nucleotides. RefSeq names its product islet cell autoantigen 1,69kDa-like (gene Ica1l). The record is from RefSeq and is a predicted model, not a curated record. Gene Ontology annotation, cellular component: Golgi apparatus. Gene Ontology annotation, molecular function: protein domain specific binding. The transcript has 12 exons. Lineage: Eukaryota; Metazoa; Chordata; Mammalia; Rodentia; Chinchillidae. Gene Ontology annotation, biological process: regulation of transport. Bases 385 to 1743 code for a protein of 452 amino acids.
AGACGGGACGGGAACCGCAACGGGACGGGAGCCGAGAGGGGCCGAGCGCCGCCCGAGGCGGCGGAGGAGCGUCGCGUUGUGCUGCGCCGCGGAGAGCGUCCGGGCCUCCUUCCCGGGCGGCGGUGCGGCCGGAGUUAAAGCCCUAGGUUCACUUGGCGACGCCGGGAGCGGGCGCCGCUGAGGCGCGGGCCUCGCCGGCCUCCUUGGCUUCUGGGGUCCCGCGGAGCGCGCGGACCAGGCGGCGCUCCUGCCCACGCCGACCGGGAGCCAGCGCCGCGGCCGGGGCCGCUUAGGUGCUUUCUUCCCGGGAGGAGAGCUCUUCUCAGAGGGCAGGUGCUGACGGCCUUCAGGUACUGGACUCCUGGCCCUACCUGCAGUUACUCCAUGGAGUCCUUUGGGCAACCCAGACCAGAAGAUAACCAGUCAGUAGUCAGCAGGAUGCAACAGAAAUACUGGAAAACUAAACAGGUCUUUAUCAAAGCAACAGGAAAAAAAGAGGAUGAGCAUGUAGUGGCAUCUGAUGCCGAACUGGAUGCUAAACUUGAGGUUUUUCAUGCCAUUCAAGAGACAUGCACUGAACUUCUGAAGAUAGUCGAGAAAUAUCAGCUAAGAAUCAAUGUUAUAUCAGAGGAGGAAAAUGAGCUAGGGCUCUUUUUAAAGUUUCAAGCAGAACGGGAUGCAACGCAAGCCGGCAAAAUGAUGGAUGCCACUGGCAAGGCACUCUGUUCCUCAGCCAAGCAAAGAUUGGCUUUGUGUACUCCUCUGUCUCGUCUUAAGCAAGAAGUAGCAACAUUCAGUCAAAGAGCUGUGUCUGAUACCUUGAUGACAGUUAAGCGGAUGGAGCAGGCACGCACAGAAUACAGAGGAGCUCUGCUGUGGAUGAAAGAUGUAUCUCAAGAACUGGACCCAGAUACUUUAAAGCAAAUGGAAAAGUUCAGAAAAGUACAGAUCCAAGUGAGAAAUAGUAAAGGUUCUUUUGACAAGUUAAAGAAGGAUGUUUGUCAGAAAGUGGAUUUGCUUGGAGCUAGUCGAUGCAAUAUGCUAUCUCACUCACUUGCUAUCUACCAGAGAACAUUGCUUGGAUUCUGGGAGAAAACAGCUCGAAUGAUGUCCCAAAUCCAUGAGGCCUGUACUGGCUUUCAUCCAUAUGAUUUUGUAGCUCUCAAGCGACUACAAGACACUCCAAGCAAGCUUACUGAAGACAUCAAAGAACAACUAGAAGGCACUUUUAUUACUGAGAAUCUCAAUAAGGUAGUUUUGUCAGAGGAGGAGCUGAACUUCAAAGGUGAACCAGCAGUGGUGAAAGAGCUAUCUGUAGACUCACUGGAAGAAGAGUUUGAGAAGGAAUUCUCAUUUCUGAACAGUCUCCUAAGUCCUGGUUCUUCAAGCACUAGUGAAGUUGCCCAGGAAUGCCAGACUUCUGAGAGUCCCACUGCCAGUCUCACAUCCCAGGAGGCUUCUGUGGGGUCUGAGCCUCUUGCUCAUUCCUCUCAGUUCCUUCCUUCACAACUCUAUGACCUUGGCCUUCAUGCUGCUGGAUCUUUCAAAAGCUGGAUUCCUCAAAAGGGACUAGAACACAUGGAUAACCUGCCAGUGCCUUUACAGAGUCCAAAGAAAUUAACAAGAUCCUCUAAGAGUGGUAACCAAGACAUGUCAGCCUGGUUCAGUCUAUUUGCAGACUUGGAUCCACUUUCAAACCCAGAUGCCAUCGGACACUCAGAUGAUGAACUUCUUAAUGCUUGAAUGAAGUUAUAAAUGUCAUCACAGGGGCUUUGAGACAUCAGUUUCACAAUAUAUUGCCUUUGUGGAAAUUA